AUGGCGGCUUCUCCUCCGCUUGUGACUUCGGACAUACUCAACCCAGCCCAAGCUCCAGCUGCGCCACACAUGAACGAGACGCGUGAGGGCAUCGCGUCCGUGGUGUCGACAAUCAGAUCCUCAAUGGCCGAGCAGCAGCCUUCGACACCAGCAUCAGCACCACCACCGCCAGCGCCAGCGUCAGCGUCAGCCACAGGGCCCGUGAGCCAACAGCCGGUCGCUAUCACUGCUGUUCCUUUCAAGAGUGCGCCUCCUCAUCCUCCUCCUCCUUCUGCUUCUCCGGCGCUGCCCAAUGCCAUGACGGGCGGCACCCCGCCAGUUCCUGGUCCCGGAAUGCAGGCGGCGUCGCCCACAAACGGCGUGCCUGCGCAGUCGCCGCUUGUGCGCAGCGCGAGCGAGGCCGCGAGUGUCGGCAGCGGAGCGCUGGGCGGUGCGCCGGAGAGAGGCGGUUCGGCGCCUGUUGCGCAGGGCGGCGAGGCAAAGGCCGGCGGCAACGACGACAAGGCGAGGGCGUACAGGGCGCUGCUGGACCUGGUGCAGAAGACGGAUGCGUCGGUGGUGAGACAGGUGGUGAGGGAGCACUGGGGGAAGUGCCUGACUGGGUCAGACUAUCACUCGAGCUUUGUUGCGAAUGCUGCAAUCAACUACUCGAGUCCAGGAGUAAUCAGCCGAACUAUGCAAGAUCUUGGCGAAAAGGUCAUUAGGUCGUCAAAACGCGAGAUCGCCAAGCACUUUUCUGGACAAGAUCUGGAUGAGAUUGCAGAUCUCAUCGGGCCCAAGCUUAGCCCUCAUUUCCAGGACAGGGUCAUGGCCACGCGCUUGGAGACCAUCGGAGCCCAAGACCUUAUCAAUGCUUUGGCUCGAGCAGAGCGCCUCGGCUACCACAUCAACGACAUUGUCAAGAAGAAGCCCGGCCCAGGAGGCGAGAGCGUCAUCCCAUCAAUCAACACGCUCAUUACGUCGCUGCCGCCUCAGAUGCCGCCGCACCAGAUGCACGGAGGAGCACCCCCGCCCCCGAUGCCACCACACCCAGGGCAUGGACCCCCACAGCAGCCUCAUCCAGCUUAUCCGCCUCAUCCAGCCCAGCAAUACGGCGUGCCCCAAGGCCAGCAGCCUGUCCCCAUGCCGACGAACGGUACAGCUGUUCCCCAUGGACAGCCGCCUGCAGUCUCGACCCCAAGACAGAUGCCGAAACAAUCCGGCCGCAUAGUCUACUGUAGCACGUGCCACCGACCUUGCAGCAGCCAAGAGGCUCUCAAUUAUCACCAUAAGAGGGCUAAGUGCCACACUCUGAAGCAAGGCGAAAACCCCAACGCGGAUAUGUGCCUCCACUGCGGCUCCUUAUUCGAAAGCUCAGGGGGCCUAGCCUAUCACCUGAAGAGCGAUGUCUGUGGUGUGCACUCUGAGGCGACCCGACUGCAAAUGGUUCAACUGUUGAAACAGUGGGAACACAUGCGCAAGCAGGCCCCGAACCAGCCACCCAACACAUAUGUUGCUCCUAGCUACCAGACGACGACGCCCCGUCAACCAGCUACGACGACACCGGCUGCUAAGGCGUUUACGACCCCAAGCCAGAACGCGUCCACUCCCGUGGCGACACCAAGCCCCUCGGGCAACGACCCCUACGCGAAGCUGACCCCAGACCAACGGAGAGCCUUUGAUUUGGAGAUGAAACAAGUCGACGACUACUAUCUUGGUCAAAUGCGGGACGCCCAAGCAAGGCUGCCGGCCGGGCCACGUGAAGAGGAAAUCGCCAAGCUUAAGAAUCGUUACAACACCAAGCAGAGCAUGACGAGGAAGAAGUAUGGAAUCCGCCUCCGCGGACGGCGCGCCGACACCGAAGUCGACCGCUCUUGGAGUGGCGGCUCGAGGGAUCCUGGGCAGGCGCAGGCCGCAAAGAAGGUCCGCACCGAUGAUGGACAAGCUAGGCCAACGCAGACCGCCAGUCAGGUCGCGGAGUCCCCGCGUAGGAGGGUUCCCCUCGCUGAAAUGGGAGGGCUGUCGGCGUCUUCGGCUACUGCUGAGCUGGUUGAUCCCACAACGUCGUCUGCGAACUCUCAGCCACCACCCCCAGCCCCGACACAGAGUCAGCCGACAACAACAACAACAACAACAACAACAACAACAACAACGCGGCCUCCCCCGUCCUUUCAGGUAGCGAUACCGGCUCCUACACAUCAUGGAACGCACGAUGAUCCCAUGCAGAUUGACGACGAUAACAGCACAGAUUCUGACAAUAUGGACAUUCCUGCUAGGAUCAAGACGAAUUAG
This is a messenger RNA of Trichoderma reesei QM6a, 2271 nucleotides long. RefSeq lists its product as uncharacterized. Bases 1 to 2271 code for a protein of 756 amino acids. The record is from RefSeq and is a predicted model, not a curated record. NCBI's taxonomy places the organism in Eukaryota, Fungi, Ascomycota, Sordariomycetes, Hypocreales, Hypocreaceae. The transcript has 3 exons.